GUGGCGGCAAUUAUUUUCAGUAUCUGAUAUUAAUUAGCGAGUACCCCAUAGUUGUGCACCGUAUCACGACGUAUCAAAAUUGUCGUAAUAAAUAUGGAAAGUUUUGCAGUGAAUUAGCAAUAUUUAAUUUAUUUGCGUGAUCUUUGCGGGGAUUCGAUCAAAAAUUUACGCUCACUCUUGUGCAAACAUUGAAACGUGUACGCUGAUUGUGUUUUGUAACUUCAUCUUGACUGAAGUACGCAAAUGAAGAUGCGGGUUUCGGUAGCAGGGGUGAUGGUGCUAUGCCUUUACGUCAACGCUGCAAUUGCGAAAGAAGUAUGCCCCGAUAGCGUGAUUAAAGAUGCUAUACUCAAAUUAGCACACGCAAUGCGGAUAAAUAGUCAGAAAUUAGAACGACAUGAACUUCGUGACCGUCAAGCAACAGAACAUAUGAACGAGGCUGUGGGAACUUUAGUUCAAAAAGCGUCCGUUCUUGACACGAUCACGACACAUUUCACGAAAAUCGAGGAUCGGAUAUCUGGAAUUGAGCAGCUCAUUUCGCAGAAAGACGAAAGAGAAAGAAUCCAGUUGCAGAAAACCGUGGAUUUGGUAGAAAAGUUGGAGAAAUUUCUGGAAACACAGUUCAAGGAAAUGAAAACUAAAAUGUCCGAAAUGAGUGAACGUACUGAAGUAACUACACCAUCGACAACUCCUGAAUCCACAUUGAUGUUAGAUAUAAUAUCCAAGAUAAACGAUACAGAAGAACAUUUAAUAGAACAAGUUGCAAGGAUUGAAUUUGGCGUUAGCAGGAUGGCCAAUAAAAGUGACGAUAACAUUGCUGUUCAAUAUGAGAAACUACAGACCGUAAUUGACGAAGUACAAAACAUAAGCGGUAGAAUUACAGACAUCGAAACAUCUCUCGAAAAAGAUCACGAGAUCUCCGAAAAGGACAAAAACGAAACUAUGGAGCAAAUGGUUAACGUCGGAUUAAUUCUGCAACAGCAGAAUGAAACACUUGGAACAGUUACCAAACAUUUGGAAGGCAUUGCGAACCGUGUCCAAGUUUUACCAACGGUAUCUGAGGUUGAAGCUCGUCAUCUCGAAAUAAAGGAGGCAGUAAAAGGAACUCAGCAUACGUUGGCAGGUUCACUUACCAAUGAAAUUGACGGAUUAAGGAAUCAAGUCUGUGAAAGUGAAGAAAAAAUCAAAAACAGUGUUGCGAAUCUAAGGUCAGAUUUCGCCAUGAAUUCAGAGAGUGUGAAUAAGGAAUUAGCACUCCUUACUCAGGGUCAAGCCGUGAUGGAGUCUACGGUAGACAACGUAAUAGAUACAGGAACGAAGGUGGAAAUUGGAAUCCACCAGAUUAUUACGGGUGUUAAGACAUUGAUCAAAGACCAAAAUACAGUAUUUAAUGAUAACUUUGACGAGAAAAUUAGCGCAGUUUCAAACAAUAUCAUCGGAAAUCAAAGUAAGGCUCUGGCAAACUUGACAACUAAAGUCGAAAAUGAAAUUCUUACGGUUUGGAGAGAAAUACAUGCGAUGUAUCAAACGAUGUCUCAAAAUGCUGCAAUACUAGAGAAACUUCAUCAGAAGAACGAAGUGUACGUCAAUGAUACAACUUCGACCAUAGACGGAAUAGAAACGCAGGUGACAGAUAUGUCGAAACGUACAUAUCAAGUUCACGAAAAUUUGAACGUUUUAAUGAACCGCAUCGGCAUGGUGUCCGACGAAUUCGGUGACAUCAAAAUCGCACUUGAAACUGCACUGGAUAAUAUUAAAGCUUCGUUUAAAGAAAUACAACAGAAGGAAAAAAAUAUUACUGGUGUAGUUCCACAUCCUAUUCCAGAAGACUAUGACGAGCCGGAAAUGAACCCUGAUACUUCAAAAGUUAACAUUAAUCUAAACACAAGAAUACCAAUCUCGGACGUCAAACCUAACUGAGCUUGCGUAUGUAACUUUAUGCAUAAUAAAUUGAUAAAUAAUUUUGAAUAUUGCCAUUCUGUGAUGAGCGAAAGAAGGAUGAUUUUCCCGCAUAAAUCGUGAUUUAUAGUGAUCAUUAAGAGAUAAUCGAUUUAUUUGAAACGACAAUAACGUUAUUGCAAUUUAAACGGAAACAUAAAAAAUUGAAGAAUUAAUGCGAGAAAUUAUUCAUACUUCGAAUAUAAUUUUAUUGUAUCACUUCAAUUGAAUUACAAAGGAUUUCUUGCUAUUAUUGUUACAAAUAUUUCUUACUGACUAUUAUUUCGCUCGAAAUACUUGAGUACAUGAAAAAUCAGUUUAAUAACUUUUUUGAUAACCUGAUUGUAGGGCCGCUCAAAAAUGGCAAAAAAAUCGAAGAAAUUAUAUAUAUAAUCAGUAGUUCAAGUUCAAUGUACUUGCCCUCUACCUUUGUAUACAACAUAAGCAGGUACCCUAAAUCAUUUAACUCGUUGCAAUAAUUACAAUAUUUACCAUCCAAAAUUUUGUAGUACAUUGAGUGUAAUAUAACUAGUAUUGUGCACACUUGA
This is a messenger RNA of Neodiprion fabricii, 2486 nucleotides long. RefSeq lists its product as uncharacterized. Lineage: Eukaryota; Metazoa; Arthropoda; Insecta; Hymenoptera; Diprionidae. Bases 244 to 1920 code for a protein of 558 amino acids. The transcript is spliced from 9 exons. The record is from RefSeq and is a predicted model, not a curated record. Gene Ontology annotation, cellular component: plasma membrane.